UAAUGCAAAUAAACUGAUUGCAAACGGAGCUUUCCCUUUGCACUUUGCAGCUGCCUGGGGUUUUUUGAGUGGCCAAGCCUCAGAUUUCUGUCUUUUUUUGCAGAUCUGCAGAAUAUGGCGUCCCUGUCCUGUUUUAAAAAUAAGCCAGGCUGCCAUUUUUGUUUUUCUUUUGUCUGAAAAUUUUAAUAAAACUGUCUGAGAAUGUGGGAGAGGCAGCUGAAAGGCAAAAGGGGCACCUAAAGGGGUGGUUUUUCUUUGCUUUGCGUUUUUGUGUUGUUGCAAAGAUCUUGCUUGCACGGGGGGGAUACAAUGUAAUUGGACUUUUAAAAAAGGAAACAGUCAAACAUUUCUGUGGGAGGGGGUUUAAGAUUUAAAGUUAACUUAUGCAAAAGUUUUUUUAAACAGCCUUUUUUAAAACAAAAACGCAAUGAAAAACCCUGCUCUGUAUUUUCUCUUUUUCCCUUUGGAUUAUUUAAUGGAAAAGUUAAUUGAAUCUGAAUGUAGCUAUUUUUUAAAAAACAGAUGGUUGUGAAUGUUGCAUGUUGGUUAAAAGCGAUUCCGUUUUUUGGGGUGGUGGUGGUGAAAAAGUGUUUUUUUUAUAUUUUGAUAGAAAGCAAUAUUAUAAACGGAAUGUUUAACCAGGAAUAUUUUGCAAUUGCACGUUAGCAGGAAUGUAGUGUUUUCAGAGUGUGGAAUCUGCAGUUUUAGAAACUGACACAAUUUUUCGUGCCGUUGUAUAGAGAGGUCUGUGCAUAUGUGAACAUGUAUUUAGUGUGUGCUAUCUAUGUGCAUCGUGUGUACAUGCAUUUACUAUUUAUACAGGCAUAAUUUUAAGUACAUGUUGGAUUGUACAUACAGUCUGUUCUAGAAUAUUUAAAAGAGAGUCCGACUAAGAGAAGUAUUCUAGGAUAUAAAUGCUUUAUUUUUAGAAAAGCUGCUCAUUCAGAAGUAUUGUACAGAGUGUAGUCAAGAGCACACAUCCUUCUCAGAUGCUACUGUAUGAACAACACCUUGCGCGCAACAUCUGUGCUCUGCUAGCUCUGGAGAUGGACAGAUGUCAGGGGAAGCACCGACAGUACAUACAGAGCAAAGACGAGACAGAGGGGGCUGCAAAAGUAGAGGAGUCCCCGCUAGAAGUGUAGCUUGUGUUAACGGCAGUGGUAGGAAUUGGUGAAGGCUAGUGUGCUUCUGGGACUGGGGCUUUUGCCCGCCUGCACCAGGAGGGAUCGUCCACCUCCGCCAGCCUGGAGCAUCAUCUACACGUCUCCCCAGGCAGCUGCGGCCACCUGGCUUCUGAGGCCAGCCUGAUGGCGGAGCCUCGCUUUAACAACCCCUACUUCUGGCCGCCCCCUCCCACCAUGCCCAGCCAGGUAAGACCCCCUCCCUACCCUGCAGCCAGAGAAGCGAGGAGGGGCAGCUUUUUGCAGUCGUGGGUGAGAUCCGGCUGCAGAGCAGCGCGAUCCCAGCUGGACAACUUGGUUCUGAUCAAUAAAAUCAAGGAGCAGCUGAUGGCAGAGAAGAUCCGGCCCCCUCACCUGCCCCCCACCUCGGUGUCCUCCCAGCAGCCCCUGCUGGUGCCCCCCUCGCCUGCAGAGAGCAGCCAGUCCAUCAUGUCCCUCCCCAAACUGCAGCAGGUCCCAGGGCUGCACCCACAGGCCGUCCCCCAGCCUGACGUGGCCCUGCAUGCCCGGCCGGCCACCAGCACGGUCACAGGUCUGGGGCUGGCCUCCCGUGCCCCCGCAGUCAGCACCUCGGAAUCCAGCACUGGCACCAGCACCCCCUCCACUCCCACCUCCACCAGUCAGAGCAGACUCAUCGCCUCCUCGCCCACCCUCAUCUCAGGGAUCACCAGCCCCCCGCUCCUGGACUCCAUCAAGACAAUCCAGGGCCACAGCCUGCUGGGGGCGCCCAAGUCAGAGCGAGGGAGGAAGAAGAUCAAGGCGGAGAACCCGUCGGGGCCGCCCGUCCUCGUGGUGCCCUACCCCAUCCUGGCCUCGGGCGAGACGGCUAAAGAGGGCAAAACCUACAGGUGUAAAGUCUGCCCCCUGACCUUCUUCACCAAGUCGGAGAUGCAGAUCCACUCCAAGUCGCACACAGAGGCCAAACCCCACAAGUGCCCGCACUGCUCCAAAUCCUUCGCCAACGCCUCCUACUUGGCCCAGCACCUGCGCAUCCACCUGGGCGUGAAGCCGUAUCACUGCUCCUACUGUGAGAAAUCCUUCCGCCAGCUCUCCCAUCUCCAGCAGCACACCAGAAUUCACACUGGCGACAGACCCUACAAGUGCCCACACCCUGGCUGUGAAAAGGCUUUCACGCAGCUCUCCAACCUCCAGUCACACCAGCGACAGCACAACAAGGAUAAGCCCUACAAGUGUCCGAACUGCUACCGGGCGUACUCGGACUCGGCAUCGCUGCAGAUCCACCUCUCUGCACACGCCAUCAAACACGCCAAGGCCUACUGCUGCAGCAUGUGUGGGCGGGCCUACACCUCGGAGACGUAUUUGAUGAAGCACAUGUCCAAACACACCGUGGUGGAACACCUAGUGAGCCAGCACUCGCCUCAAAGGACGGAGUCCCCCGGCAUCCCAGUGCGGAUCUCACUCAUCUAAUCUGGGGCUCCCUCGCCCACCCCUACCCUGCGCAGCUCUCCUCCCCCCAAUUCCGGAUCGCCAGGGGCCAGGGGGCGGCUUGGAGACGAUCACACAGACCACCCCCCCAGCACCGCCACCGAGUGCCCGCGCCUGCCGAGCCACGGGGAGCGACUGCGAAGACACUCAUCUUUUGGGAGAAAUAAAUGAAUGAAUUAAUGUUUGGAAAACACCCCUCGGCCCUGGUCCCGUCCCCAGCACCCUGCCGGGAGAACCAGGGACUCGUCCACAGUUUUGGUGAAAUCCAAAGACUAUUUCAGAGCACUUUGAAUCUCUGUGUUUGGUUUCUUCAUUUUCUUUCUUUUUUUCCCCUUCUUUCUGCCCCCACCCCCAUCCUCCGUGCUCCUUUCUGCUCUCUUUUGGAUACAAGUAGAGAUAUAUAUAUAUAUAUAUAUAUUGGCCAAGAAGUUGGUGCUGCUAAAACCGAAAACCCGAACUGGACAGAGAAGCGCUGGAUGGCAUGGCGGGCAGGAUCCAGGGCCUGGCACUCGGGCUCCUUCAGCCUCAGGAUGAGACUCUGGGAUGUGCCCAGCCUGGCGGUUGGUAUCUGCUGCCCCUCCUGGACUCUCUGUUGGGAGCCAGCGUGAGGCCAGUUGAGAGGGGAAUGGGUUAACCUGUUGGCUGGAGAGGUGAGAUCUGCGGCUCUGCUGGCGUGGGGACAGGCGCUGAGCAGCAGCCGCAGGAGGGAGACCUUUGUUCUGCAGACGUCGCUGUUCCCCGCUGGGGCUUGUCCCUCUGCCGCUUUGUCUAACCUCGUUGGGACGUUUUGGUUGUUUCCUUUGGUUUGUUUCAUUUGUCCUGGUUCGAGCUGCACAGGACUGGCUGGCCCUGCGGCCGCGCCGUGGUCCGUGCACAUUUCACCCGCGCCCUCUGCCCGGCUGGGGUAAGUGUGGUGGCUGCCGGAGGAGGCGCUCAGCCUACGACAAGGACACAGCCGGGGCUGGCCACGUUCAUCGAGGGCAGGGCUGGCCAUGCCUGUGCAGAAUCCAGAGAUGCAGCCCAUGGAGACCACAGGUCCCAGCAUGCCGUGCUCUAGUUUGAGCUAAGCAGUAUCCCACCAGAUCGGGAAAGUGCAUUGCCUGCUGGGAGCUGUAGUCUAUAGGAGUGGGGCAGCGAGUCAGGCAGACUGUGGCCAGCUCUGGUAUAGUCCCAGCUGUGGGGCUCCCCUUUCCAGACCCCAGCUCUGCUAGGCCAGCCAUGGCAUGUGGGAGUGGAGGGGCACUUUGGCCAUGAUGCUGAGGAUUGGGGGGCGGGGGGGGGGGGGGCAUGGGGUUUCACAGCAGGAGUUUGGGAGCCUCAGCUGUCCACGGUCCGCUGCCCUUUCCCUCCCCCCCAGCCCCCCCGAGUCCACCUGGUGCUAACUAGGGAUUGUCCUGAGCUAUGAAGGGGCGUUCGCUAAGGAAGAGUGAGUGUGAGAGACGGGGGGGAGGGGUACUCGCCGCAGGUUAUGCUCUUUGACGUGGAUUAUUUUUCAAUCUCUCUUCCCCACUAUGGGCAUCUAGUGCUGCUGCUCUGGAAGCCCGGGCACCACAGCAGCCCGGGGCAAGGGGGCAGCCUGGGGUCUCCUCUGUCUCCAUUACCUCCUGGAGCCUGUGUUUGCUUGACGAGGGGCUGGGCCCCAGGCAGAGUGGUGCAUGUGGGAGAGGUGGGUCUGCCCCAUGGGAAAGCUCCCUCCAGACCACCCCUACCAGGAAUGUCUCCACCCCCUGCGCCCCGGCUCUGCCCCUCCCUCUGGGUUCCCAGCAGGGCACUGGCAAACACUUUCUGCACCUUCACAGGAUUCACAUAGAAACCCCAUCCAGUCCCUGAACCCUGUGGCAGGGCUAGCGCUGGCUCAGUCCCUGGGGCUUUGGCACCAGCCAGCUGCCGUGAGAAUUUCCCUUUCUCCUGCUGUGUCUGUGCAGGAUGGUAAUGAAGCCACCUGCAGAGCACCUGUUGGCUGGCACAGUAACACCUGGAACAUCUGCUGGCUGGGCACAGCUCCCGUUAGCCCUAUCCACACUAGGGCCUGUGACUGGCUCCAUUUCUGGCCCAGCUGUAACCCUGCCCAUGCUCAGAGCACCUGUCAGUUGUUCUGAACUUGGCUGACCCUACCUUGGCUCAGCCAGGACCAUGGUUUGGGCUGUAGCUUGUGCUCUGUGAAAUGGGGCCGAUUAGAAUCAGGUUUGAGGGUCACUUGCAAACAGGGCUGUACUGAGCACAGGAGGGCUCUGCAGGACUUGGGGAGAUCAGCAGGGGAUAGCCUGCAUUGCCCCCACUCCCUGCUGCUGGCAUCGGAGGUGAGCUGUGACAUUAGCACCGCUUGGAUCUGAAAUUCUGAUCCUUUGGGGUCUGAUUCUGCUGCCAUGACAAAGCUCUCCCAGAGGUUAGUGGGGCAGGAUUAGGCUGUGAGCCCCCCUGGCUCCUGGGAUGCAGGGAACAAACCAGCUCCCUCCUGAGCAAACUAAAACACUAAAGGGGAAGAGGAAAGCCAGCGUGCCCUGGGGGCUGGGCCCAGUAGCAGGGACUGGCAGUGCCUGAGGGGGCUGACUUAGUCUGUCCUGGGACCGUGUGGCUGGUCAGACGGGCGAUGGGAGAAACGCAGAGCGGUCUGUAUUCCCGGAGCGGCGUUCCUUCCCCACCUCCCCUGGCACCUCCUGGAAAUCAGCCCCCCAGCAGUGCAGUCCCCUGGCAGGGAACCUUGGAGCAGGCUUAGGAGGGAGAAAUCCAGCAACAAGAGACACGAGGCCCUUCCCUUCUCUGGGGUCACCUCAUUGGGUACAGUAGUGGUACCACAGGCAUGGAUCCCACUGCCCUCCACGUGAUUCCCUCGGGGCACCUGGGCACCAGCUUGAGCUCUGGCCUUUGGGGGACUGAGCUGUUUUGGGAGCUGCAGAGCCUGCUCUCAGGCCAGCUGGACUGGACGGGGAUUCCCCCAGCCAAGGGUGCUGUGAUCCGCCUCUCUGCCCUGCAGAAUCCCACAUACCAGACACCGAGAAGCAAAUGCAGCAGGAAGAAUGAUUUGCAAUGUGUAAAUACCUCCAAUGGAGCAGCUUUGGAGGGGCCUGGCCCAGCCAGAGUCAACGGCAGCAGCAGGCCCUGCAGGGAACAAAUACACUAGGGCAGCGUUUCUUGGGCGGGAGCUCAGAGCUAACGCAGCUCAGCAGGGCCAUGGUCGGAGCUCGCACUGAUGGAGAGCUCACCGCUGCUCCAGCUGGAAGCACUGGCUGGCUGCUCAUGCACUAACCCAGCUUCUCCCAGCAGGAGGCGCUGUGCAUUGCUGGAGAGAACAUCCUCCCACGCAGGAGGGGAUACAGCCACCUGUGGCCACUUAAGCCUUUCACUGCCAGAACAGAAACCCUCCCAACCAUGAGAGAUUUAUAAAAGCAGAGCAGAUCCCUCCCAUCCCUCUCCCCCUCCAGCAGCAAAUCAUAGAUCCCUUCCUGUUGGGUGAAACCAAUUCAAUAUAGUAUUAAAGAAGCAGCAAGCAGAGGGGCUUGCCCUCCUCCCUGUUUGGAAAGCCGUGCCCAUGCCUGUGUGUGGCUGGAUGGAUACAUGGAGUUAUAUAAAUAUACGUGUGUGUGUGUGUAUAUAACACCUAUGUAUAGAGACGGAAGAAUGCCCCACGUCCCCCAGCCCUCUAAGAAAGACUAGACAAAAACUCAUAUAUAUUAUGUACUCUUUGGUUCCGUUUUGGAUAUUAACUGUUAUUUUUAUACACUUUUUAAGCCUUAACUAUAUCAUUGUUUUACCAGGUUGUUUGUUUAUUGCCUACUCUGUUUAUUAAUUUGAUUCUCUUUUUACCCUGCCCUCUGCCCUGACCUUUGUUUCUGAAUCGAUGUUGUACGAUAUUCAAUAUUGUAACCUUUUUGUCAGCAUGUUAAUACUGUGUAAAUAUGCCUCUUAUACAUACUGUUAACACAUCUUUUUGUUUUAUUUUUUUUCUAUAUGAAAAUCCAGGCCACGUGUCUCUAGAUCUAGUUAUUACCUUAUUAAAAAAGAAAAAGGAAAAAAAAAAAGGAUUCUCCCUCCCCCUUCUCUCUGUCUCGCAUUGUGGUUAACGGAAAGACAUGAGGAGGCUGCGGCUUCCGUAUCGAAAGUUUGCAUUAUGUUUAAAAGAAAAAGAAUUUAAAAAAAAAUUCAAAACAAUUUUGCUCUUUGUAUUUCUGUUGUGAAACAAAAUAAACUGUACAUGCAAACUUCUGAA
Molecule: messenger RNA, 6834 nt
Organism: Chrysemys picta bellii (western painted turtle)
Lineage: Eukaryota; Metazoa; Chordata; Testudines; Emydidae
Gene: ZNF362
Product: zinc finger protein 362
Biological process (GO): regulation of transcription by RNA polymerase II
Molecular function (GO): DNA-binding transcription factor activity, RNA polymerase II-specific; RNA polymerase II cis-regulatory region sequence-specific DNA binding
Source: RefSeq, a predicted model, not a curated record